Messenger RNA from Myxocyprinus asiaticus (Chinese sucker), 1867 nucleotides. RefSeq names its product protein-L-histidine N-pros-methyltransferase-like. Gene Ontology annotation, molecular function: protein-L-histidine N-pros-methyltransferase activity. The transcript is spliced from 6 exons. The record is from RefSeq and is a predicted model, not a curated record. Bases 130 to 1086 code for a protein of 318 amino acids. Lineage: Eukaryota; Metazoa; Chordata; Actinopteri; Cypriniformes; Catostomidae.
GGGCUCAUUAACAUGUAACACAGGAAGUAAACGUCUGCAAUGAAACUCCACUGAUUUGUGGCAAAUGUAUUUGUCUUGCGGAUUACACUUAACAAAGAUGUGGCCGCCUAAACUGCACCACACCUUCAGAUGAAGACCCUCAUCUUCUGCGCUUGGGUGGUGUUUUACGUAUCCUUUCUUCUGGCAAUGAGAAGGAUGUGGACUGGAAAGUAUGUUCGCAGUCCACUUGCUCGUUCUCUGUUCAUGAACAUGGUGACUGAGAGUGACAUUACUGGACAUGAAGCCCAGAAGUGGUACGAUUGCUGUCCAGACAUGCUUGGAGAAAAAGUUCAGUCUGUGUUUGUGCAGAGCCAUCUGGAUGCUGAGACACAGGAUUUUCUCCGCAGGAGUGUAGAGAAAUCCAGUUGGCUUUUCACCCAGCUGUACCACUCACUGUUCUCCACCGUCUUAAGCCCCAUUAUUUCUCGAACAUCGAUCAAUGGCUUUCUGGGACGGGGUUCCAUGUUUGUCUUUUCAAAGGACCAGUUUCGACGACUCCUCCGGAUCAGUCCAGACUGGAAAGCGGAAAGACUGUUGGAUCUGGGAGCCGGCGAUGGGGGUGUCACGGAAGUGAUGGGCUCUCAUUUUAAUCAGAUAUAUGCCACAGAAGUCUCUACGCCUAUGAAAUGGCAUCUCAAAAGAAAGAAUUACAGCUUGUUAGGGAUAGAUGAAUGGCAGAGAACAGGGUUCCAGUAUGAUCUGAUCAGCUGUCUGAACCUGCUGGACCGGUGUGAUGAACCACUUAAACUACUGCAGUACAUCAAGCAAUCCCUGGUGCCUGGAACAGGGCGGCUCAUCCUUGCAGCUGUGCUGCCUUUUCAGCCUUAUGUAGAGACAGGUGGAAAUUGGGUACGACCAAAGGAGCAUAUCAAGGUCGAGGGCAAGACGUGGGAAGAACAGGUGACACACCUGACCACAGAAGUGUUCCAGAAGAUGGGGUUUGAGGUGGAGGCGGUCACACGCUUGCCGUACUUGUGUGAGGGAGAUAUGUACAAGGAUUACUAUGUGCUGGAUGAUGCAGUAUUUGUAUUAAAACCUCAGAAUUGAAGUUUUCAAUUUCUGCUCUAGAACUGAAUUAUUUUAGGUAGACAAAUUUUAACAUUUAAAUUAAAUGAAAGGGCUUAAUGUACCAGUAAGUAUAAAUGAAUUAGGUUUCUUGUCUGUUACAUCUCAGGAAAAUGACAACUUUGAGCAACAUAUGUUUUUCAAACUUAUGGACUGUACUGUAAUUGUACUGCAGGUGUAGUACUAUUGGUUGGAGGUAUUUCAUGUAGCGGAAAAAGCACAAAUUAUACAACAUAUGAAUUCUGUGAAUAUGGAGGUAUUAAGGACUCCAAAUCUCAUUACUGUGGUUCUCCCUGUAAGUUUUCUAUGUUUGUUUUGCCCGCUAGUAUAAACUGAAUUUCUCAUGUGUCUCUAUGAACGUUUUUUGAAACAUUUUAGGACCAAUGUAAAGCAUCUUUUUUUCUUAAUGUAUUAACAAUAUUCAAUAAAAUUAUGUCUGUUGUUCGAUGUAGUACAUGUAAAGUGACUAAUUCAUGAAACACAAGCAGAACUAAACCAUUCUUGCAUUCAGUUCACAUGCAACAAUUUAUAACAGAUUUAUAAAAGAUUUAGACAGAAAGGCGUUCUACGCAUGUUUCAUCAAUGAGGUCCAAAGUGUCUGAAUAUAACAGUAUGUAAUUAAUAGUUAAUUACAUGGUUGGGUGUGAUGCUCUUUUAGUGUAGCUACUUAUUUUUCCAGUGGUGAAUUUAUUCUCGUGACAUUGAUCUAAUCAAUCACCUGGCUAAACCAUUACUGUGCAAUAAAACUCUUUUGGUCUCAGUA